AUGGGCUGCGGGACCAGCAAGGUGCAGCCUAAGGCAUCCAAGAAGGGCUAUGUAAGUGUGGUGCAAUCUCUUGUGGCUUUCAGCAGAGCACGUGAUGAUGAUGGUGGUGAUAAUGGUAAGCCGAAGAAGCGUAUGGAGAAGCAGAGGGGUCAGUGGUUUUCCACAAGCAGUAAAAAUCUUCCACCAACGUCAAACGGCCAACAGCAGAUGCUCAGAGAUGGACGACAGAGGGAUAAAGUUGCCAAGUAUAAGGACAAGUUUGACCCACGGGUGACAGCAAGAUAUGACAUCAAGGCUCUGAUCGGUCGUGGAAGCUUCAGUCGUGUUGUACGUGUGGAGCACAGGGCGUCUCGCCAGCCCUUCGCCAUAAAAAUGAUGGAGGUAGAGGCCCCAGAGGGCCAUGAGGUGUGCGCCUCUGAGCUGGCGGUGCUGCCGCGGGUGAGCCAUGCGAAUGUGAUUCAGUUAAUCGAGGUGUUUCAGUUUCCACAGCGGGUCUACAUGGUGCUGGAGCUGGCUACAGGAGGGGAACUGUUGGAACGUGUCGUUAGCAAAGGACACUUCACAGAGCGGGAUGCCACCCAGGCCCUCCGGAUGGUGCUGGCUGGGGUGGGAUACCUCCACAUGCUGGGUAUCACCCACAGAGACUUGAAGCCUGAGAAUCUUCUCUACUACCACCCUGGGGCUGACUCCAGGCUGCUGGUGACUGACUUUGGACUGGCAACCUUUGAUGGGACUGGGGCAGACCAUACAUGGUCCUUGAGAACAACCUGUGGAACCCCUGAGUACAUGGCCCCUGAAAUGUUGCUGAUGAGACCCUAUUCCUGUGCAGUAGACAUGUGGGCGCUGGGGGUGAUCGCCUACAUCAUGCUGAGUGGAUCUAUGCCCUUUGAGGACGACAGUCGAGUGCGGCUCUACAGAUCCAUUCUUAGAGGAAAAUACAGCUUCCAUGGAGAUCCAUGGCCUUCUGUGUCCAACCUGGCCAAGGACUUCAUUCAGCGCCUGCUGGCAUUAGACCCGGCCAUCCGUCUGACCGCUGACCAAGCCAUCCAUCACCCCUGGGUGGUCACCAUGGCAGCCAGCUCUUCGAUGAGGAACCUCCAUCGAUCCAUCUCCCAGAACCUCAGGCAGCGGGCAUCACGCAGCUCCUCCCGGUGCCCAAGCAGCACAGCAAGCUCCAGUGAUGCCAACGGCCUGGGAAGGCUAAUGUCACUGGAAAAAAACCAAGAGCAACAGAAGCAGCCACAGAGCACAACAUCUGGACUGACUCAGCCACAGAGAGCAAUACAACAUCCAGCCAAAGGGCUCCUGGAUCAUCAACACCAUCCAGCUAGAGCAUCAGAUUCAUGA
Molecule: messenger RNA, 1347 nt
Organism: Scomber scombrus (Atlantic mackerel)
Lineage: Eukaryota; Metazoa; Chordata; Actinopteri; Scombriformes; Scombridae
Product: serine/threonine-protein kinase H1-like
Exons: 4
Coding region: 1-1347 (448 amino acids)
Biological process (GO): protein phosphorylation
Molecular function (GO): protein kinase activity; ATP binding
Source: RefSeq, a predicted model, not a curated record